UGUUAACAGCUGUUUACAGUUUAGAAAAUGAGCGGCGCGCAAGGAAAAGCAGUUGAAAUUAAACCAAAAAUUAAAUAUUUAAGUGCUUCAGAGCUUAUAGCCCAACGGCAUGCUGAAGUUGAAUCGCCAAGAAACGGGCUUAAACGCACCAGCAUUGAACACAGUGCUGAGGAAAAGGAGGAGUUAAAAAAUGCUUAUGCUAAUUUGCGUCUGCAAUUAUCUGCUAGACGUAUCGAGCGUCAGGCGGGCCGAGCUAUAGCCAUAUGGAGAGACGAUCAACAGGCUGCUGAAGUUGUACGGAAAGAUGGAAAGUUCGACAGCUUUGGCUACAGCCAGCAGGGCAAACUCUAUUUGGAAUAUUACGAAGCUCUAUUUCUGCUAGAAUUAAAUCGCCUUCAAUUAGAGUACUACGAAAUGAUUGUAUCCAUCGAGCAGGCCUACGUUUUGUUACUUGGCGAAGAGGCUAGUGAAAGGUAUAACAAUUAUUUGGUCUACUCUGCUUUGUCACGCGCGGGCUACAUAGUUGUCAGGCAUCAGGCAGGCUGCCGAACACCCUCAAGCAACGUGGUCACAAGCGAAGAUUGCAUUUGGGCUCUAUUGGAGGCUUCUCUAAAUAAUAAGCCUGUGCCCCUGUACAUUAAAGUCUCCCAAUAUUACAAUGCCACGCAGGAGCGUAUGGUGCAGCUCAAGCAGCAAAUCAGAAAUCAAACUACAGAGACAAUUACAGACGAGAGCAGCACUAAUAAUGAGCCAAGUACCUUCAAAUUUGACACUCGAAAACGCAGAGCGAAAUCAGAGCCAACAGAGGAGCUGCCGAGCAAAAGAGCAAGCACAACAAGGAACAGCCUUAUAGAUAACCUAAAAGCUGAGACAAGCUAUACGAAAUUUCAGCAAACUUUCGAAAAAUUGGAUAUAGUGCAGCUGCACAACGAGGACUACCAAUGCGAUUUCGAUACAACAACCCGUAAUUUUGAGAUCAGCUUCGAUUUACAUCUGCAUAACGAAGGCUUUCGACGAAGUGCACCGAAGACGCCCACCUUCAGUGUGAUUAUUCUACAGCACGACGAACCAUUUCCCACCCACGUUGAGAUGCUUCACUGUCAGCGCCAGCAGCUGCAAGCAGAGCAGCGAGCGCCGCUGCUCGUCAUAUCCGUUAGCGAAUCAAAACACAUCCAAGCGUUUCUUUAUUAUAUCAGCUAAUGAUUGCUCAGCGAAAUGUAAUUUGUAUCUGUAUCUAUAUAAUAAUAAUUGCUAAUUUAUGUGCGUGU
This is a messenger RNA of Drosophila hydei, 1268 nucleotides long. RefSeq lists its product as uncharacterized. The transcript is spliced from 4 exons. Bases 28 to 1200 code for a protein of 390 amino acids. Lineage: Eukaryota; Metazoa; Arthropoda; Insecta; Diptera; Drosophilidae. Gene Ontology annotation, biological process: tRNA-type intron splice site recognition and cleavage. The record is from RefSeq and is a predicted model, not a curated record. Gene Ontology annotation, cellular component: tRNA-intron endonuclease complex.